CAAUCACUGGCGAGCACCGUUUGCAUCGAGCCUCUUUGAUAAGGCUCCUUCCUAUAACGGGUACACUCGGGCGCGAUAGCAACACUGCGGUUUCCCAAGGCGCGAUUUCGUGCACCCCCCAGGCUCCUUCCUAUAUUAAACCCUCUUCCCCACCGCCGGGACUGUUUCUGUCCUUGUCCACCUCAUCGACCUCCCACCCGAAGAACAACCAAGCUCGGAACACGCACACUCAACCCAACUGCGUGCCCACCAUGCCAGGUGAUAUCGAAGAUGCUCAAAUCGGCCCUCGGCUGGACCCCGCCCUCAAGGACCACUCCGGCGACCCAGAGCGCAAGCUCUCAGCCGCUGAGCACUCCAUCGAGGUGCCGCCAGUCUAUGCUGGUGAGGCUACUCUCCAGAGCGAGUACAUCGAUGUGACCACACUUCCCACCGAGGAAGAACUCCACACUCUCCGCCGUGUCCCCGACAAGAUCCCGUGGAAGGUCUACACAAUCGCCUUCGUCGAGCUGGUGGAGCGCAUGUCAUACUACGGUACGACUGCUGUCUUCACCAAUUUCAUUCAGAAGCCAAACCCGGGUACUGCGACUGGGGCGGCUCCCAAUCCCAGCGCUUCCAAUGCCCACCCUGGUGCUUUGGGUCUUGGGCAACAGACCUCCACUGGUGUGACGACCUUCAAUCAGUUUUGGGUCUAUGUCAUGCCGCUUCUGGGAGCCUACAUUGCCGACACGUACCUUGGACGAUUCAAGACUAUCAUCUAUGCGGUCAUCGUUGCUGAAAUCGGUCACGUCCUGCUCACUGCGUCUGCUGCCCCGUACUUCAUCGCCAGGCCUCACAACUCUCUUGGUCUCUUCAUGGUCGGUCUCAUCAUCAUGGGCGUCGGCACUGGUUGUUUCAAACCAAACAUCUCGCCCCUCAUUGUUGAACAGAUACCCCGUCAGGCCAUGCACGUCAAGACCACUAAGAAGGGAGAACGAGUCAUUGUAGACCCGGCCGUCACCACGACCCGAAUUUACAAUUGGUUCUACCUUUUCAUCAAUGUCGGUGCCUUGAUUGGUCAGCUCGGUAUGGUGUAUGCUGAACGUUAUGUUGGCUUCUACCUAGCCUAUCUCAUCCCAACUCUCUUUUUCCUAACCUGCUUCCCGGUUUUGGCUUUCUGCAGGAAGCGGUACAUCUUGCGACCACCGGAGGGUAGUGUAUUGGCUCCUGCUUGCAAGCUGUUUUGGUUGGCCUUGAAGGGACGUUGGCAUUUGAAUCCAUUGGCCACCUGGAGGCAUUGGAAUGACGGCACUUUCUGGGAGAACGUCAAGCCUUCUCAUUUGGGAGCUUCUAGGCCAUCGUGGAUGAACUUCGACGACGCUUGGGUGGAUGAGGUCGCUCGUGGCUGGGCAGCCUGCAGUGUCUUCUUGUGGUAUCCGUUGUACUGGCUCACCUAUAACCAAAUCAAUGGAAACUUGACCUCGCAAGCGAACACCAUGUCCCUCCAUGGGGUGCCGAAUGAUGUGCUUAACAACCUCGACCCCUUCGCCAUCAUGAUCUUUGUGCCGUUGAUGGAUCUCGUUGUCUACCCAAUGCUCCGUAAGCGUGGGAUCAAGUUCACGCCCAUCAAGAAAAUCACGGCCGGAUUCUUCCUCGGUAGCGCGGCGAUGGUUUGGGCUGCAGUUCUCCAGCACUACAUCUACAAGACAUCCCCCUGUGGCUACCAUGCUAGCGACGAUGGUUGCACGUCUCCGAUCAACGUCUGGGCUCAGACUGGUUGCUACGUCUUGAUCGCGUUCUCUGAGAUCCUGGCCUCCGUCACGUCGCUUGAGUAUGCUUACACCAAGGCACCUAAGAACAUGCGUUCCCUCGUCCAGGCUUUCUGUCUUUUCCAGAGCGCCCUAUCCGCUGCGCUUGGUGAGGCCUUUGUUCCACUGUUAUUGGACCCACUCCUCGUCUGGAAUUAUGGCUCCAUGGCUGUAAUUAGCUUCAUUGGCGGCUGCAUCUUCUGGUUCCAGUAUCGAAAGCUCGACAAGGAGGAGGAUCACCUCAACAUGCUUCCGACGGGUCAUAUUGGCACUCGUGCUCAGGCCGAGGACAUCGAACACCGCUUGGACAUGUCUGAAUCGAAGCUCCAUGCUGGUUAGAGAGUGGCGAGGAGCAAGAAGUGGAGAUGAAGCUGGAAUGUUGGUGCAAUUGUGCCGGGAGCGAGCCAUUUAGCAAAUGCAAUGUUUACGUCCUCUGAGGGAACCACUGAGAAUUUAAAUGAGUGAGAGUAAUUUGUGGACCCCUAGUGAAGAAACAUAGCCUGAAUACCGAAGUAACUUUGGCAUUGCUCGCAUUGCCUCUUUAGCGAUUAACUG
This is a messenger RNA of Lindgomyces ingoldianus, 2339 nucleotides long. Its product is annotated as peptide transporter PTR2-A. Gene Ontology annotation, cellular component: membrane. Gene Ontology annotation, biological process: oligopeptide transport; transmembrane transport. The record is from RefSeq and is a predicted model, not a curated record. The coding region runs from base 252 to 2123 and encodes 623 amino acids. Lineage: Eukaryota; Fungi; Ascomycota; Dothideomycetes; Pleosporales; Lindgomycetaceae. Gene Ontology annotation, molecular function: dipeptide transmembrane transporter activity. The transcript has 5 exons.